AUGACGACCCCGUUAACAAACCAUCCAGGGGACUCUAAACUAAGUCUACUUAGUAAGACACUUUCGAGUCACCUGAGUACUUGGGGUACUAACAUAUUGCUCCUUAAAGCCUUUCAAAUAAUUAUUUCAGUCUUUGCCGCGCCUAUACACACUGGAACAAGGGUUGAGGGUUUAUACAAACCUGGCAAAAUUGGGUGCUCGGUGUCCGGCAAAUGCGGGUAUGCUGAAGCUGGCUGUAAACUGCUGUGCUUGAAGGCAAGAGGGAAGCGCCAACGUAGUAAUGCAAAAGAACGCGAGGCACCAGCUGAAUGUAUACACUAUAUGAUUGUAUACUACGUACAUCUUCUGAGUCUUCGGAAGGAAGGUAGAGAGUUUGUAUCUGCAUUGUAUAUUUUGCUGGGGCGACAAUAUCAAGAUGACUCACCGCCGCUGCCAGCAGCGCAGCUGGGCCGUCUGAGCCUGAGGAGUGCGGCCCGAGCUCCAGCCCAGCCGCACACCCCUGCAGUGGCACCCGGCGGCGCAAGCGCCGCAUGCCGGCCAGCAUGCAGGGAGGCAAUCCAGCUCCUCAAAAGUCUGCGCGUGUGCAGCCAGAGGCUCAGCUGCGGCGGUGUCCCAGGCAGCAUGGGCAGCAGGAGGCUGCUGCGCCGCUUGUGCCCCAGACCACUGCCCAAUACUACACUACCAGGACUUUGCGGCACCCCUUCUGGACAGCCUUUUCGAUCACUGAAGUGGUUGGACAAGCCUGCCGCGUCUGCUGCAUUCCUAUCAAGUGAGAUAUUGGGCUGGCUUGGUAGUGACAUCCUUCUUGUCGUUUUCAUGGCAUGCUUCCAGGCAGAGCCAACUCCACAGGCUCUGCCCAUACAGGCAGAGCCUCCAGAGCAGGAUGGGCACGCCAGCAAACCUGCAGACGCCCUCCUGGCGCUGGCAACGCCCUCCCCGCCCGCCGCUGUGGAGCCACCCUCACCACUCUUGCUGACCGCCGUUCCCCACCAUGUUGCCACGCAGCGCACAGGUGGCAGAAAGAAGCAGAGAGGACCGAGGCGCCUUUUGAAACCUAUGGAUUUGGCGUUCCCUAUUCAGACAGAUGGCGAGGUAGCUCUCUUUUUCAGCCUGCACAGUGACUCAGCCAUGAAGAAUCGGGAUGGCUCCGACAAUUUUGUCAACAUGGCUACACAGUUCAACGCUGCCUGGUAG
Coccomyxa subellipsoidea C-169 is the source of this 1194-nucleotide messenger RNA. RefSeq lists its product as hypothetical. The transcript has 8 exons. NCBI's taxonomy places the organism in Eukaryota, Viridiplantae, Chlorophyta, Trebouxiophyceae, Coccomyxaceae. Bases 1 to 1194 code for a protein of 397 amino acids. The record is from RefSeq and is a predicted model, not a curated record.